Messenger RNA from Vigna umbellata (rice bean), 2646 nucleotides. RefSeq names its product paramyosin. The record is from RefSeq and is a predicted model, not a curated record. Lineage: Eukaryota; Viridiplantae; Streptophyta; Magnoliopsida; Fabales; Fabaceae.
AGUCAUUUAGUCUAUGUGUGUUCACAUUCGAAACCAACUUUCCUUUUGUUCUUUUCACCUACCAUCACUCCAAUCUGCUGGGUUCGCGCCCACCAUUGCCAUUGUCAUUAGAUCAGGCCCGUCCAAUCCUAACGUGGCGAAAAACUCCUCCUUCCCACCCAUGUUAUCUUCUUUUCUUUUCCCAUUUUAAAUAUAUUUAUUUAUUCUCUCCAUUUACACAUUCAUCAUCAAGUAGAAAACAAAAUAAUCAUUCACCAAUGGUUUUAUUUUAGCACCCUUAAUUUUGAUUUGAAAUUCUAGAAAAUAAACAAAUUCUCAAUCGGAAAUUCCUAAAUUCUUCAAAACCUGACUGGUAGGUACGUUCUGGCGGUGUUUCUUCGUCAAUCUAUAAUCAUCAGCAACAAUAAGCAUAGCUGAAGACGAUUUUACAUUAUAUUAGAGUUUCUACUUACUACUCCAUCAAUAUUGCGUCGCUCCAAUUUCUAGGGUUUAUCAUCACAUAUAUAGUUCUGUCAUAUAUAUGUUAUUAAAUUAAAUGGCCGGCGCCGGCGACCUAGAUUCCGAUGCAGUGCUCAGUGACGUUGAGGACGACGGAGGUGAUUCGAUUCCUGUAGAGACGAAGGCUCCCUCCUCAGGUGAUGUCUCCGUCGAGAAACUCCGGGAGGUUCUUGCAGAACUCGAUCGGGAGCGGCAAGCGCGCGUUGCCGCGGAAAAUACGAAGUCCGAAUUACAGGUUUCGUUCAACCGAUUGAAGACUUUGGCUCACGAGGCUAUAAAGAAGCGCGAUGAGUUUGGCCGCCAGCGAGACGACGCCGUUCGCGAGAAGGAGGAGACGGCGAAGCAACUUGAAGAAAAUAAGAAGCAACUGGAAGAAACGACGAAGGAACGCGACGCGCUGCGAUCGGAGAUUGGGAAUUCGAGCCACAUGCUCGUCACUGGCAUGGAGAAGAUCUCGGCGAAGGUGAGCAACUUCGCCGGCAGCGCGCUGCCGCUUCCGAGGUCGCAGAAAUACACGGGAAUGGCGGCGGUGGCGUACGGCAUCAUCAAGCGCGCCAACGAGAUUGUAGAGGAGCUUUUGAAGCAGAAUGAAGCGGCUGUUAAGGCUAGGAACGAGGCCAGGGAGCAAAUGGAGCAGCGGAAUUACGAGAUUGCCAUUGAGGUUUCUCAGCUUGAGGCCACGAUUAGUGGCUUGAGGGAUGAGGUUGCGAAGAAGGUUUCGAUUGUUGAGGAUUUGGAGAGGGAUUUGGCUGUUAGGGACAAGAGGCUGAAUGAGGUUGCGGAGAAUUUGAGUAAGGAGCAAAGUGAGGCUUUGCAAUUGAAGGACUUUGUUGGUGAGUGUGAGGACAAGUUGAGUAGUUUGGAGUCUCGAAUAGAAUCCCAGAGACCUUUGUUGAUCGACCAGUUGAGCCUUGUUUCCAAAAUUCAUAACCAGAUUUGCAGUGUUGUUAAGAUAAUUGAUGAUGAUGGCACCGAGGAGCUAUCUGAAUCUUUGUUUGUUCCGCAAGAAACAGACGUUGAGGAGAAUAUACGGGCCUCUUUGGCUGGGAUGGAGUCCAUAUUUGAGUUGACUAAAAUUGUUGUUCAGAAAGCAAAGGAAGUGCUUGAGGAGAAGAAUAGUGAGAUCAAAAGUUUAGAUGAGACGGUGGCUCGGUUGGUUAGAGAGAAGGAUCAAAUUGGUUCUUUGCUUCGAAGUGCAUUGUCCAAGAGGAUGGCAAUCGAUCCAUCAUCUAGAAAGAAUGAGCUUUUUCAAGCUGCAGAGAACGGGUUGAGGGAGGCUGGAAUAGAUUUCAAAUUCAGUAAGCUUCUCGGAGAUGGAAAAGUUGCAGCUUCAAAUGAGAAGUUGGAUAGAACGGAAAAAGAAGAGGAUGAAAUAUACUCUUUGGCUGGUGCUUUGGAGGAUGUUGUUAAGGCAUCUCAGCUUGAGAUCAUUGAGCUGAAGCAUACAGUGGGUGAAUUAAGGGCAGAGUUGAGCUUACUUAAGCAGCAUGUAGAAGCUCAGGCCAAGGAGCUUGACCAAAGAAUGCAUCGGAUAGAGGAACUUGAAGAAAAGGAGAGAGUGGCAAAUGAAAAUAUUGAAGGGCUAAUGAUGGACAUCGCUGCUGCUGAAGAGGAAAUUAACAGAUGGAAAGUGGCAGCAGAACAAGAGGCUGAUGCAGGCAGAGGUGUUGAACAGGAAUUUGUCUCACAGUUGGCAGCACUUAAGCAGGAACUUGAAGAGUCAAAGCAAUCCAUGUUAGAAUCAGAGAAGAAACUAAAAUUCAAAGAAGAAACAGCUGCUGCUGCCAUGGCGGCCAGAGAUGCAGCAGAAAAAUCUCUUAAGUUAGCUGACUUGAGGUCAUCUAGACUAAGAGACAGAGUUGAGGAGCUUACUCAUCAGCUCGAAGACAUUGAAAACAGGGAAGAUUCAAAGGGCCAAAAUCGGCCUAGGUAUGUGUGUUGGCCAUGGCAGUGGCUUGGCAUGGACUUCGUUGGAUUUCAGCAGCGACCUGCUACACAACAGGAGGCUUCUAAUGAAAUGGAGCUUUCUGAACCUCUGUUGUAAUUGGGCCUUUUCUUGUCUUUUCUUUCUUUCUUUCUUAUCUUCUUCUUUUGUGUAUCUAUGUUGAUUUCUUUUGAUUCAUGUUACAAAUUGUAGUUAUCCAUCAA